UUCUCUGUAACAGUCAGCUACCUGACUUCCGGUCGAUGCACCCUUGGCUGGAGAACGAUAAUUUUCCCGGAGUUUUGGAUGGAUAAAUAAGACCUUCGAGUGGCCAAUGCGAAGCGGAAACAUAGCCCUGAUGGCUACAGGCAUUGGGAGGGAUAAAGGUUCUGGGAAUGUGAGAGACUCCAUCCACAGUGUGCUGAGAUCAAUACCAAGAGGGCUGACCCUGGGUCCUUCUUUGGCCGAAGAUGGACAGCUGGGUCUGUGGUGUGUUGGGCAAGUGCUAGAGAAAGACACUCUGCUAGGUCUUGAGGAACUUGACAAAAUAAUCAGGAAGGAAAAAGCUGAGGGGUUGCAACAUGAAUGCCAAAAUGCGUUCAAAAGUGAAAUCUCAGAUGAAAUGUACUGGAUGAGGUUUGCCUGCAGUGCUCAAAAUGAGGAAGAGAGCAAUGUCAGUUUGCUUGAGGUGGAUGGAAAAUUAGGCCUCAGGGUCUGUCGGGACAUUCAGCCAGGAACAGAACUGCUCCUCUGGAAAGAUCAACAAGAAGCCCCUGUUGAAAAAGAAGCAGUGCAAAUAGAAGCCUGUGAAAUUAGUAGUACACCAAACAGAGAACAAGAUGAUGCUUUAGAGGUUGUCAGUUUAGAUAACCUCUCAGGUUGUGCAGAUCCUGUUCAAAGUGUCACACAAGAAGAUACAAAACCUCCAAUUAAGGAGAUAAAUCUUGUGCAGGAGUCUAAAGCCUGUAAUUCUAGUGUCCUAGAGGAGAAUGUGGUGGAUGAGGCACAAACUGAGCAGAGCGAGGAACGUCCCGCUAGAGAAGAUAUUCCGAGCGUCGGUACGAGUACAUCGCAAACCCAGAGUUCAGAACAUCUGAAGCCAGAAGGAAGUCUGAGAGCCAGCUCUCGCCUUGCUGCUAAACCUCGAAAAGUGCACUCAUCAACCAUACGUAACUACAAACGACAAGAUGCAAAAGACAGGUCAGACCUAAGCAGGAAGAAGAAGCUCUCGGAUAACAAAGACAACACAAUGCAGACGUAUGCUAAUGAGGAUUCCAGUGCAGAGCAAAAUGAGCAGGACUUUGUUAUCCGAGAGAGGAAGUACAAAUGCGACGUGUGUGACAAGAGCUUCUUUCAGCUGUGCCAUUUGAAGAAACACAAAUUCACCCAUCAAAAUCAGAAGCCUUACAUGUGCACAGAGUGUGGUAAAACAUACAGUUCGCAGGAGAGUUUCCAAGCCCACCUGCUAAUGCAUCGCGGUCAGAGGCCCUUUCAAUGCCAGCACUGUGACAAAAGCUACGGCUUGAAACGGGACCUCAAAGAGCACCAGGUUCUUCACUCAGGUGAGAAACCAUUCGUCUGUGACAUCUGUGGAAAAGCUUUCGCUCGCCGGCCCUCACUACGCGUCCACAGAGAAGUCCAUCGGACUAAAGAGCCAGACUACCAGGCUCCGAAGGUCAAAUGUCCAGAAUGCAAUAAAGAAUUAGCCAAUUCUGGUUCUUUGAGAAACCACAUGCGUCUGCACACCGGAGAACGUCCGUAUGUCUGCCAGCACUGCGACAAGAGCUUUUGCCAACGUGGCAAUCUGCUAGGACACAUGCGCAUCCACACGGGAGAGAAACCCUAUAAGUGUGACCACUGCGAACUACGCUUUUCCCAAGUGCCUGAACUGCGCCGGCAUCUGAUUUCACACACGGGAGAGGUGUAUUUGUGUCCUGUGUGUGGUAAGGCUUUACGGGACCCUCACACACUGCGGGCCCACGAAAGGCUGCACACGGGAGACAGGCCCUAUAAGUGUGAACAGUGUGGGAAAGGAUACACUAUGGCAACGAAGCUACGGCGCCACCUCAAGUCUCACCUGGAGGAGAAGCCACAUGUUUGCCAGGUGUGCGGAGCCAAAUACACAAUGAUGCAGAGUCUACAGCGGCACCUGCAGUCACACAAACAUCACUCGGACUCUGAUCACGCAUUACCGACACGAGGCCGACCCAAAAGGUCAAAGGGUGAACAGGAUAGGACUGACUGCAGUAGUUUGGAGGAGGGACAGGCUGUCACGUUCGUUCAAGCCUCAGAGGAUUUCGCUAUGGUGUCUCACUCAGAAGGUGUCAUUUUGGACUCAGGAGCAUACCACGGUGGCACAAUUGUUUUGCAGAAAGGAAUGGAGAAGGGGCUUGAGCGCAUUGAGCUCAGUGAGGAUGUCAUUGAGAUUAUUGUCUCAGAUGAAAAUACCAAGUGUAUAGUAGUGCAAGAGCAGCCUUCUAAGUGUAUAGAGCUUCAGGAACAGGAAACUAAUGCUAAAUGCCUAAUUGUACAGGAAAAUGAUAGCUGUAUGGUAGUUCCAGAACAGGAUGCUAAUAGUUGUUUGGUCAUUUUACAAAGUCAGGAUGGUCUAAGUUCAGUGGCAGAGACUGUAGAAAUAGAGACAGGCCUGUGACACCAAUGUGUUUCCAUUACACACAUAGUCUCUUCAUAUUAUGUCUCACACCUAAAGAAUAAACAAGCCUUUUGAAAUAAAAGUAUUAGCUCUGUUGAAUUUAAGGCUUGCUGUUCUUUGAUUUCUAGGAGGGUUUGUGGCACGUAUCAGUAAAUAUUGACUCUUGUGCGCAGUGGACCUUGUUUCAUCAAUGUUUAUACAGACAUUGUACAAGUACAUCAGCAAAACACAGUUGUGUUGGGAAAUGAGCUAAUACAAGAUAUAUCUGUUGCGUUGAAGCUGAAAAUUAUCAUGUCAUUUAUUUGUUAACAGUAAAAUUGAAAAUUUGUGCUCUUUACAUCAAGUACAUACUGAUAAAAGAAAAGAUAAGCAGAGCACUAACAGAGCUCUUCAGCUAUAUAGAUAAGAUCAUCAUGUCAUGAUGAAAGCUUUUCUGGUGACAUGUAAUUACAUAAUAAAAUACAUUUAAAGAAAAAAGCACUGUGUGAAAUAUU
Labeo rohita (rohu) is the source of this 2919-nucleotide messenger RNA. RefSeq names its product zinc finger protein 408 (gene znf408). NCBI's taxonomy places the organism in Eukaryota, Metazoa, Chordata, Actinopteri, Cypriniformes, Cyprinidae. The transcript has 5 exons. Gene Ontology annotation, molecular function: protein binding. The record is from RefSeq and is a predicted model, not a curated record. Gene Ontology annotation, cellular component: nucleus. The coding region runs from base 107 to 2425 and encodes 772 amino acids.